AAUUCUUCCUAUUCGAGUUUCUCUGGCUUUGCGCACAGCUCUUGGUUUUGCAAUCUGAGGGGUAAGCAUGGCGGCCACCACAACACCAGCGGUCACCGAGCAAACUUCUAAAACAUUGUCGUCGCAUUCUGCGCCUCUUGAACUUUCUCAGCCCCCGAUUAUUGAAGGCUUCAUCCCUCUGCCGAAGGUGAGAGAAGAGACCUUCAAAGAAAAAUUUCUUAGAAAAACCAAGGAAAACCCAUUCGUUCCGAUAGGUUGUUUGGCAACUGCAGGAGCGCUGACUUUUGGUCUCCGUGCCUUCCAUCAAGGGAAAACCAGACAGUCCCAGAUGUGGAUGAGGGCACGCAUCUUUGCUCAGGGCUUCACUGUAGUUACCAUUGUGGUUGGAGUCGUCGUCACAGCUCUGAAAACCAACAAAUGAAAACAGACGAAUCCCACAGCCUAACUCCAUAUUCAAAUGGACCCACCUUGGAAAUGAUCUUACUGUCUGAAUGAACUGAAAAAUGUAUUAUGUUUCCAGCCUUAUUCAGAUACUUGUUCUAUGGCGAGCACUAUUUAUUGUUGCUUGAAAACUGUGACUCACUCAUGGUGACAUAAUAUUUUGCAACAGCAAUGUAUAAUCAGCUCCUUAUCAGGCCAAGCAAACAAAAUGUGUUUUAUUUUUAUUGGCUAUAAUAUUACUGAAGCAAAAUGCUGACGAAUUAUAUGCUUUUUGUUCUUCUGGAGGGUUAGAUUUCAAAUGUUCCCAUACUCCUCAAUGAAAUGAUACACAUUAA
Messenger RNA from Scatophagus argus, 776 nucleotides. RefSeq names its product HIG1 hypoxia inducible domain family, member 2A (gene higd2a). NCBI's taxonomy places the organism in Eukaryota, Metazoa, Chordata, Actinopteri, Scatophagidae. The coding region runs from base 68 to 421 and encodes 117 amino acids. Gene Ontology annotation, cellular component: mitochondrion. The transcript is spliced from 2 exons. The record is from RefSeq and is a predicted model, not a curated record. Gene Ontology annotation, biological process: mitochondrial respirasome assembly.